Molecule: messenger RNA, 726 nt
Organism: Dovyalis caffra
Lineage: Eukaryota; Viridiplantae; Streptophyta; Magnoliopsida; Malpighiales; Salicaceae
Source: the annotation of a GenBank genome assembly
AUGGUGCCAAAACAUAGUUUUCUUCAGGAAUUUAGUUCUUGUUCAUUCCCUACUGUUCCAAAAGGAUUCUAUGAUAAAGUUGAAGAGGGAAGCAUCAUAUUGAAGAAAGCUCCCAAAUUUAGCUUCUACAAAGAAGGAAUCGAGGUUGACGAUGAGGGUACCUCACUAGAGACUGAUUUGGUCAUAUUGGCCACGGGAUUCGAUGGUGAAAAGAAGCUCAAAGACAUUUUUCUGUCCAAAAUCUUUCAAGAUUCGGUUCUUGGGUCAUCUAAUGCAGCAGUUCCUCUCUAUAGGUUAGCAAUUUCUUUUCCUUUCUGGAUCAAAAUCUUAGAAUUUAUCAAGCAAAACAAAAUGACCAAUAUAUUAGUUACUCUUUCCUUCAGGGAAUGCAUUCAUCCUCGAAUUCCACAACUGGCAGUAAUUGGAUUCUCAGAAGCUGCUUCAAACCUGUACGCCUCAGAGCUAAGAUGUCGAUGGCUCGCAGAGCUUCUUGUUGGCACAUUCAAGACACCUAGCAUAAAAGAGAUGGAAAAGGAUGCAACAAAAUGGGACCGAUAUAUGAAGCAAUAUGCUGGCCCAUAUUACAGGAAAGCAUGCAUUGCUGGGAUUCACAUAUGGCACAAUGAUCAACUCUGCAAAGACAUGGGAUGGAACCCUAAGAGAAAGAAAGGUUUCUUUGCUGAAUUGUUUGAGCCUUAUGGACCAAUAGAUUAUGUUUCCUCUUAG